This is a messenger RNA of Lytechinus variegatus (green sea urchin), 1866 nucleotides long. RefSeq names its product tubulin beta chain-like. Gene Ontology annotation, cellular component: cytoplasm; microtubule. The transcript has 3 exons. Gene Ontology annotation, molecular function: GTPase activity; structural constituent of cytoskeleton; GTP binding. Gene Ontology annotation, biological process: mitotic cell cycle; microtubule cytoskeleton organization. NCBI's taxonomy places the organism in Eukaryota, Metazoa, Echinodermata, Echinoidea, Temnopleuroida, Toxopneustidae. The coding region runs from base 103 to 1443 and encodes 446 amino acids. The record is from RefSeq and is a predicted model, not a curated record.
UAUUGGUUGCUAACGGUCACUCGUCUCAUUCAUGUUCGAGCAUUCCAGGUCUCAAGUUCUUGCCGUUUUGCCUUAAGUUUGUAGACGAAUAAAACCAUCAUCAUGCGUGAGAUUGUCCAUUUGCAAGCUGGUCAGUGUGGAAACCAAAUCGGUUCUAAGUUCUGGGAGUUAAUAUCUGAUGAACACGGCAUCGACCCCACCGGUACCUACCAUGGCGACUCCGAUCUCCAGCUCGAGCGCAUCAACGUCUACUUCAAUGAGGCCACCGGAGGAAAGUACGUACCAAGAGCCGUGCUCGUCGAUCUCGAGCCAGGCACCAUGGACUCGGUCCGGUCAGGUCCGUUCGGUCAGAUCUACAGACCAGACAACUUCGUCUUUGGUCAGAGUGGAGCAGGGAACAACUGGGCCAAGGGACACUACACAGAGGGUGCUGAACUGGUGGAUUCAGUUCUUGAUGUUGCACGUAAAGAGUCAGAGAGUUGUGACUGCCUUCAGGGAUUUCAACUUACCCAUUCUCUAGGAGGCGGGACAGGAUCUGGUAUGGGAACUCUUCUGAUCAGCAAGAUUCGAGAAGAGUACCCGGACCGCGUCAUGAACACAUUCAGCGUGGUACCAUCUCCCAAGGUGUCUGAUACAGUUGUUGAACCUUACAAUGCUACACUUUCAGUCCAUCAGCUGGUUGAAAACACAGAGCAAACUUUUUGCAUUGACAAUGAAGCUUUGUACGACAUCUGCUUCCGUACGCUGAAACUGACGACCCCAACUUAUGGUGACCUGAAUCACCUUGUCUCUGCAACCAUGAGUGGCGUCACAACUUGCCUUAGGUUUCCUGGACAGUUGAAUGCAGAUCUGCGUAAAUUAUCCGUCAACAUGGUACCCUUUCCUCGACUUCAUUUCUUUAUGCCUGGCUUUACCCCUCUAACAAGCCGUGGUAGCCAGCAGUAUCGCGCCCUAACUGUGCCAGAGCUGACUGCUCAGAUGUUUGACGCCAAGAACAUGAUGGCUGCCUGUGAUCCUCGUCACGGACGCUACCUGACUGUCGCAGCCAUCUUCCGUGGGCGUAUGUCCAUGAAGGAAGUCGACGAACAAAUGCUGAACAUCCAGAACAAGAACAGCAGUUACUUCGUCGAAUGGAUCCCCAACAACGUGAAGAUUGCUGUCUGUGACAUCCCACCCCGUGGGCUCAAGAUGUCAGCUACCUUCAUCGGCAACAGCACCGCCAUCCAGGAGCUCUUCAAGCGCAUCUCUGAGCAGUUCACCGCUAUGUUCAGACGAAAGGCCUACCUUCAUUGGUACACUGGUGAGGGUAUGGACGAGAUGGAGUUCACUGAAGCUGAGAGCAACAUGAAUGAUUUGGUGUCUGAGUAUCAGCAGUACCAAGACGCAACCGCCGAUGAAGAAGGAGAAUUUGACGAAGAAGAAGAUGAAGAAGAAGAGGCAUAAUCAAUAAGUCUCAAAUCUUUAAGAUUUUUAAAAAAAUUAUAAUUAUCUGGGUAUUAUAUAAAAGGGUCAAUGCAAUCAAAUGUAUUCUUCUUGUAAUCAAACAGAGACUUUUUAAAAAAAUGUAGUCAUUAUCAUUGAGUUAAUUCUUUUUGAGCGAAGUGAUAACCUAUUGUCACUGGCGUUUACGAAUCAAGAAGCCGAGAGGCACGUUUUAUAUCUAUGUGCUUAUUUCUGCAUUACAAAUGUCUGCAACUGUUAUUGAUUUUUUUAACGAUAGCUUUGAACAACUUUACCGACGCUGAUAAAUAUCUAAUUUCUAUACGUACACGAGCACUCGCUACAUAGUGACAUUCCGCACACUGACAGCAUUAUGAUUCAAAUAGAAUUAAAUAUUUUAUCAAAUUAUUAAAUUAUUUCACUAAU